This is a messenger RNA of Hippocampus comes (tiger tail seahorse), 2143 nucleotides long. It is a transcript of the gene aldh6a1, whose product is annotated as aldehyde dehydrogenase 6 family, member A1. The transcript is spliced from 12 exons. Lineage: Eukaryota; Metazoa; Chordata; Actinopteri; Syngnathiformes; Syngnathidae. The record is from RefSeq and is a predicted model, not a curated record. Gene Ontology annotation, molecular function: methylmalonate-semialdehyde dehydrogenase (acylating, NAD+) activity. Bases 73 to 1671 code for a protein of 532 amino acids. Gene Ontology annotation, biological process: L-valine catabolic process; thymine catabolic process. Gene Ontology annotation, cellular component: mitochondrion.
GCCCUUUAAAAUGAAAAGUGAGCGCGGUCGUCUUCAGGUCAUCCUCUACUCACCUGAAUAGAAAGUUAAAUUAUGUGGACGUACAUCUCCGCCAUGGCCUCCUUGCCUUUAAGAUCAACACUCAAGACAAAGAUCCUGUUUAAAGCUGGCAGUAGGUGCUACUCCUCCUCUAAGCCCACCAUCAAGCUGUUCAUCGAUGGGAAGUUUGUUGAAUCCAACGCAUCAGAAUGGAUUGAUAUUCACAAUCCUGCGACCAAUGAGGUGAUUGCCCGUGUACCAAAAAGCACGCAGCAGGAGAUGUCUGCUGCCGUCGACUCCUGCGCCAGGGCCUUCCGCUCCUGGUCCGAGACCUCCAUCUUGGCUCGGCAGCAGGUUUUUCUACGCUAUCAGCAACUCAUCAAGGACAACAUUAAAGAACUUGCCAAGUGCAUCACAGUGGAACAAGGCAAGACCCUCGGAGAUGCAGAGGGGGAUGUGUUCAGAGGAUUGCAGGUCGUGGAACACGCCUGCAGCAUCACCUCCCUGAUGCUUGGCGAAACUCUGCCCUCCAUCACUAAGGACAUGGACACGUACACGUACCGCCUGCCCCUCGGCGUAUGUGCCGGCAUCGCCCCGUUUAACUUCCCCGCCAUGAUCCCGCUUUGGAUGUUUCCCAUGGGAAUGGUGUGCGGCAACACGUACCUCCUGAAACCUUCGGAGAGGGUGCCAACGUGCGCCGUGCUGCUGGCCAAGCUGCUGCAGGAUGCUGGAGCUCCCGACGGGACCCUCAACAUCAUCCAUGGGCAACAUGACGCUGUGAACUUUAUUUGUGACCAUCCGACCAUCAAGGCUAUCAGCUUCGUUGGCUCCAAUCAGGCGGGCGAGUACAUUUAUGAGAGGGGCUCCAAAAAUGGCAAACGAGUGCAGUCCAACAUGGGAGCCAAGAACCACGGUGUGGUGAUGCCUGAUGCCAACAAGGAGAACACUCUGAACCAGCUGGUGGGGGCUGCGUUUGGGGCUGCCGGUCAGCGCUGCAUGGCUCUGUCCACGGCCAUCCUGGUGGGCGAGGCUCGCGGCUGGCUGCCCGAGCUUGUGGAGCGCACUAAGGCUCUGCGCGUGAAUGCAGGCGAUCAACCCGGUGCGGAUGUGGGGCCCCUGAUCUCUCCACAGGCCAAGCAGCGAGUGUGCAGUCUGAUCCAGAGUGCCGAGGACGAGGGCGCCAAGGUGCUCCUGGACGGUCGACGCGUUAAAGUAACGGGUUACGAAAAUGGCAACUUUGUGGGUCCGACCAUCAUUGGCAAUGUCACACCUCAGAUGAGGUGCUACACAGAGGAGAUUUUCGGACCCGUGCUGGUUGUCCUUGAGGCCGACACUCUCGAUGACGCCAUCCAUCUGGUCAACGGCAAUCCGUAUGGCAACGGUACCGCCAUUUUCACUACAAAUGGCGCCACGGCUCGCAAAUACACUCACGAGGUGGACGUGGGCCAGGUCGGAGUCAAUGUUCCCAUCCCCGUGCCUUUGCCCAUGUUCUCCUUCACAGGAUCAAGAGGAUCUUUCAGAGGGGACAUGAACUUCUAUGGAAAACAAGGCAUCCAAUUCUACACACAGAUCAAAACCAUCACUUCCCAAUGGAAAGCUGAGGAUGCGACACUCAAGGGUCCUGCUGUUACCAUGCCAACAAUGGGACGCUAAGUAACCCAUAAUGACUACCGGACCUGGAAACGUCUCCGAAAAAUGACGACUGCUCAGCGACUUAAUGGUACUUAAUAAACAGUAGACUUUAUCGUAAUUCUGAUAGCAUUCAGGCAAUCUAUAAAUGUAUCACCACACUCCAGUCAAAAUGUCAACUGCCCACCUACCUGCUGACAGAACUUCAACAAAAGUGUCGGGACACUAGCUCAUUACCCCUCAAAGGAACUAAAAAUAUGGAAAAAUGAUCCCCAUGAUUUCACCAUUCGCAAGUAGGUGACUCGCAGAACCGGAACUGUUUUGGGAAGAGUAGCUAGCAUUGGUCACUGGCCAGUUUCACAGUGACAAGCAGCAUGACAUGGAGGGAAGAUUCCAGUCGAGUUCCAGCAUGCAGGGUGAGGUUCCAUGAAGCGUCGAUGAAGAAGAAAGCAAGGAGGUAAACUUUUAAAGGUAAUGCAAAGGAUGGCCCGCAAUU